Molecule: messenger RNA, 417 nt
Organism: Serendipita indica DSM 11827
Lineage: Eukaryota; Fungi; Basidiomycota; Agaricomycetes; Sebacinales; Serendipitaceae
Source: the annotation of a GenBank genome assembly
AUGAUUCCUCUCCGCUAUUCACCCAGUACGCAGGCUCCUCCGCCAUCGUUCUACGAGCUGUAUGAUAUCAGCUCGGCAUCACCUCCAAUUCCAACGUCCUGGGGUUCAUCUGACGAACCAAAUUCGUCGCACCAGGCAUCAACCGGCAUGUCCGAACAAGUUAACGAUAUCAUCGGACAAUAUGCUCAAGCUAAUAGGGUGCUCAUCUCGCCAUCGCUAGAGGAUAAACUGCGCGCUGCGAGUUAUCUUCCCAUGGACAAUCCCGAUGAGAUGCCAUUAUCAGAAUGGCAGGCGUAUGGGGUACAAACAUUUGAGCUACGAAGAUUACAAGAAGCUUACGAUAGGAAUAAGCUUCCGGGAGACAAGGAAAAUGCGGUUCACUCUGCUGGCCAAGCAGGAUACUCGUGGCGUCCUUAA